AUGUCGUUGCUCCUCUUAAAGUCGGGCCUGAUUUGUGGUAGGGGCAUGUCGACUGCGUUAUUUCUUCAAUGGGCCAUAGAAAGUCAACGAGGAUUUGGAGCGGCCAUAAUCGGACCAAUCCAAAUCCUGAAAAGCCCAGGAGAAACCACCAUCGAUCCACUCCAGAUAAAUGGGGAAGAUCAGCAAUUUUCAAAAACCUCACAACUUCACAAGGGGCCGUUGCUGGUGAGAUCGUGGACGCGUGCGUGGGGUCAAUCAAGCAAAUCCCGAAACUUUAACCACGAAAUCUCUUCUGAGUUCUCGGUACUCUGGGGCCAGUGUCUGGGGCCCCUGGGCCCUGGCGCCCUGGCCCCUGGGAAGAGAACGGGCUUGGUAUGGAUGGUGAGCCCCACCUCAGCCUGUCGUCUCGACCUCACUUCUGAGUCCAAGGAAGAGAGGGAUCUGGGUGGGGGGAGAUUCCUUGGUCCUGCUAGGGUUGCAAACGAAGAUUUAGUGCCGAAAUCGCGUUUUGUGUCAUGGCCAAAAUCUCACUCCUAUCAAGCAGCAGAGUGCAUAAGCUAAUUAUAACAUUGCUGAAGCUUGUUCCGGUUUCCCUCCC
Molecule: messenger RNA, 598 nt
Organism: Blastomyces gilchristii SLH14081
Lineage: Eukaryota; Fungi; Ascomycota; Eurotiomycetes; Onygenales; Ajellomycetaceae
Exons: 2
Coding region: 1-561 (186 amino acids)
Source: RefSeq, a predicted model, not a curated record